Messenger RNA from Polyodon spathula (Mississippi paddlefish), 1624 nucleotides. Its product is annotated as nectin-1-like. The record is from RefSeq and is a predicted model, not a curated record. The transcript has 10 exons. Gene Ontology annotation, cellular component: adherens junction. Lineage: Eukaryota; Metazoa; Chordata; Actinopteri; Acipenseriformes; Polyodontidae. The coding region runs from base 278 to 1561 and encodes 427 amino acids. Gene Ontology annotation, biological process: heterophilic cell-cell adhesion; homophilic cell-cell adhesion.
UGUGAGGGGCGUAUACCAAACGCAUUCGUUUUACUACGGCUGACAGCUGCAGCACAGAAACAAAGCACUUAUAUUUUAAAGAAGAUUGGGAUUAACUUUUUUUUUUUUUUCAUCCUGUACGAUUUAGAAUUUAACCUCCCAAACAGUAUUUUGUUUAUCUUUUAAUAUUCUGAAAAAAAUGUGCCACGAAGACAGCCGUUUAGCCUGCGCAGACUAGACUGGCAAACCGGGCAGUGAUGGCUGACCGCUGUAUUUUUGUUAAGAAGACAAAUACAUCAUGCAGCAGAUGAAACCAUCAUUGAAUUUUUGGUUUACCCUUCAACUACUUCUUCAAUUUCAGCAUGAGGUAACAGGAAUUAAAGUGGAGGACGGAGACGUAAACGUUACAAUGGGAGAAGAUGCCGUUCUUCAAUGUAGACUGACUGGCACAUCAGAAACUGUUACACAGAUAACUUGGCAGAGAAAAACCAAUGCUCAUGAAGAUAACUUUCUCACCUAUGCAAUUGAGAAUGGAGUUACACCUUUAAAUGAAUUUGGAAGAAGAGUAAAGUUUAUUGGUGAUGGAGUCAUGAAGGCAGAUAUCAUGUUACCAAAAACAAUUCUUUCAGAUGAGGGUGGCUACAUAUGUAUUUUCACAGUUUUUCCCAGUGGAUCAUAUUCCACAGAUAUACAACUCACCGUAAGAGUCACUCCUGUUAUCAAAGUCUUCACUGAAGAUCCACCAGAAGCUGGCAGUGGAGAAAGCACAGUUGCUACCUGCAUUGCUGCAAAUGGAAAGCCAGCUGCUACCAUCACAUGGAAAACUUUUCUUACUGAACAACGCAUUGAGAAUAACUCAUCUCUUCAUGAAAAUGGUACCACGACAACUCGGAGCCAAUUACAAGCAAUACCAGUCAAGUCAAUGCAUGAGCAGGAAGUGUUUUGCAUUGUGGAACACCCAACUCUGAAACAUCCAGAAGUUAUCUCACAUAAGCUAAAUAUAUACUAUCCUCCAUCCGUUGUUGUAAGAGCUGUUGAGAAACCACCAGACAGUCUACUCCUCCAGUGUGACGCAGAUGCCAACCCACCGGCUACUUACUCCUGGAUCAAAGAAAGCCAGAGUCUUGCAACAAGUAAUAGAAUGAAGAUUGAAAGAAACAGGCUACAUCUAUUGGCAAUGACCCCUGCUAUCAAUGGGCUCUACUUUUGUGAAAGCAGGAAUCAAUAUGGUACGGCAUCAGGGACAAUAUUUCUUCAUAUCAGCAGUUCGAGGAAACAAUAUGGAGUGCUUACUGGUGGGAUUAUUUUAAUAUUGGUUGCAGUUGCAUUUAUUCUAUUCUUUCUGUGGAGACAAAGAAGAGAGCAAACAGGGAGUGUUGCGUUCAGAAGAAACAGCCAGUCAAGACAAAAGGAUACUGUUGGUGCUGCAAGUCCUGCUAUGAUACAGGAAGGAGACCAAGUAAGAGAAGAUCCUGAAGAUCUUGGACAGAACAAAACCCCCAAAAAAGCUGCAGCCAGGGGCAGUCUGAAAACAGGUGGAAAACUGUCUCCACUGCGGGGCAGAAGGAGCACUGAUCACUGACCCCUGGCUCAACACUGAUCACUGACCCCCGGCUCCACACAGCUCAACACUGAUCACUGACCC